CAAACCCGGCUGGUAGCGUUUGCUCUGCGCUCUGCUCUGUCCUAAGCCGCCGAGUGGCUGGACUUGCCAUCUCCGAGCCCCAGGUUCUGAAGCCAUCCCAGAACCAGCCCGCAUCCUGCACCAGGAAGAGCCGCCUAGGGAAGGGAGAGAAGACCACCGCCCAGAGGGAGGGGCGCCCACCGCCCCACCAGACAAGGAUGGGGCAGGCUGAGAAGGACCCCUUGUUCUGCGUUUAGCGUUGAAGACUCUGGAGACUCUUUCUAUUUGGGGGUGGGGGUGACUUCUAUGAGUUUUGGCUAGGAUGAAAAGCAAAUAGAAAGGGAAAGGGAAAAGCCUCCAGAUAUGAUGCUUUAGCCCAGCGGAUGCUCCUAGGGCUGAGGGGUGGAUGUGCUCCCUGUGUGUUUGCUCUGCAGGUCCCUGGGGCGGCUGGUCCCCUCUCUGGCCAGAGUAUGGGAGCCGAAGCUCGGUGGAAGCUGCUGCGACUUCAUCCCAGAAGCCAGCGGGGUUAAAGAGAUCUAGCCUGAGCUCGGAGCCCAUGGACUGUGGAUUUACAUAGUGAUUCCCUUUUGAUGUUGAAUGCAGAAGCUCUCCCUCCCUCCCCCCCAUUCCCCUUUGGGAUGCAGUAGGUGAUGCCCAGUUCUACUGCAAUGGCAAUUGGAGCUCUCUCAAGUUCCCUCCUGGUAACAUGCUGUCUAAUGGUUGCCCUCUGUAGCCCGACCAUACCUCUGGAAAAACUGGCCAAGACUCAGGAAAAACAGGAGAUUAAAACCAAUCAAGAGAAGAGAGACCACGCAGCCCGGGACACUCAGAGCCAGACAGGCCCAGGGAAAAUGAAUGAAAUCACUAGGAAUGGGCGGGAGGAGGGCAGCUCCAGGGAUGGGAAGAGCAAAGGAAGCCGGAAUUAUUCCAACAAAGAGUCUUGGAGCAAACAGAAACAGACUUGGAAUAGCCAAGGGAUGAGCAGUAAGCCUGGGAAUUUGCAAGCCCAAGAGACAGGGGAUAGUGUUCAGGAAGAAGCUCUGGCUGCAGAAGAUGCAUCUCUCCCCGAAGCCCUGGCUACUCCUGAACCCCCUGAGGAGUAUGCCUAUCCAGACUACCGAGGGAAGGGCUGUGUGGAUGAGAGUGGCUUUGUUUAUGCUAUUGGAGAGAAGUUUACUCCUGGCCCUUCAGCCUGCCCUUGCCUUUGCACUGAGGAGGGACCGCUAUGCAUUCAGCCUGAGUGCCCAAGACUCCACCCUCGCUGCAUCCACGUAGAUACCAGCCAGUGUUGUCCUCAGUGCAAAGAGAGGAAGAACUAUUGUGAGUUCCGGGGAAAGACGUACCAAACUCUAGAAGAAUUCAUGGUCUCUCCCUGCGAGAAAUGCCACUGUGAAGCCAGCGGUGAAGUGCUUUGCACUGUGUCAGCUUGUCCUCAGACGGAAUGUGUGGACCCUGUAUAUGAGCCAGAUCAGUGUUGUCCCAUCUGCAAAAACGGCCCAAACUGUUUUGCAGAAACCACUGUCAUUCCUGCUGGAAGAGAAGUGAAGACAGAUGAGUGCACUAUAUGUCACUGUACUUAUGAAGAAGGCACUUGGAGAAUUGAACGGCAAGCGAUGUGUACUAGACAUGAAUGCAAGCAAAUGUAGAAAAUCUGCAAAUCCAAGUACUCUAAUGUUUUGGGGUUUGUUUGUUUUUUUUUUACAAAGAAAAAAUUCACUUCAGAUGACCCUGGGAAAUAUCAAUAAAAAUGAGAAGAUUUUUGAUGAGAAAUAAUGGAAAAUACUGGUAUUUUGGUUUUCAUAGUAACACAAUUACUGCAGAUCAAAGAAAUGAAGAUAUUUAAAAGGAAAAAAAAAAACUUUUGACAUGAAAUUACUGUCUAAAUAAAUGUGCUAUUUUCACAAUGAGUACACUGAAGUACACUAUUAAAUAUUAAUGUAUUUCUAUAAUCCCAUUAGAGAGCUUAUAUUAAAUGUUUUCUAUAGAUACAGAUUAAAAAGCAGUAUCGUCAGUUGUCCCUACUGUACAUCUGCAUACCUAUUUCUGUUCUGAUUUGAUCAAAUGGGCACCUUUAUUACUGAUAACACUCUAACACAUGUGGUGAUUUGAGAAUCAGAAAAUAUCAAGUUACCAGGACUUUGAAUUACUCAGUCGCAAACCUAUUCUAAUAUAAGCAAUCACAUUCUUUGUUUUAACAUUCAUAUGUCUAAUGUUUAUCUUCUGAAGAGCAAUUUUCAAUCACAUACAUGAAACAUUUCCCUCUUAAAAUAUUUUGCUGCUUUAACAUUUUCUUUCUCUAUCUUUUGGGAAAUUGAGGGACAGAAAUUACAAAAUGCUAUUCAAGUUCAGUAUAUCUGAUAAAGCUUCACAAUCUCAAAGCUCUUAAAGGGACUUGUCUUAAUCUUGAGAAUACAUGUCAUUCUCAAGCAUAACCAGAUUUUCUAUUAACUCAAAGGGAUCAACCAAGAUGUGGGUGGGAGAGCCAACUGGAAGGGCUGGAAUCCUUUUGUUACUGUUUUAUAAUACUAAGACAUGCAGAACCACAGGGGGGAAAUCAAAAGUCUUUAUUCAAUGCCACAAGCAUUUAAUAAGCACCUAUUUUAUGCUAGGCCCUAAGCUAGGUGCAGCUAUUUAAAACAAAAACUUGCCUUCAAGGACCUUAUGUUCUUUUAAUACUUAAAUCACACGUAUGAAUAUAAAAAUGAGAAAUUUUAUUGAAUAAAAGAAAAUAAUAGUCCUUUCUCACAUGUUUUAUAAUUUAAUUGAAAACAAAAUAAGGACUAAUAUGUUUUGUUGCAGAUAUUAAAAAUAAGAAGAAUUGAAGCAUAUCUUCCAAAAAUAUUUAUAAACUGACAUAAUAUACUUUAUAACAUAUAUAUUAAUCUUGUCCAUCAACAAGCCCUACAAAGCUGUUCUACUGUUCCCUUAGCCCAAUUAUUCUACACUCAGUAAAAAUAGAUGUAAAACAAUUACACGCUAAAACUUACAGUUGAAUACAAUUACCAGUUCUAAUUCACUUCCAUAAUUCUCCCUAAGGAGAAAAGAGCCAAUGUACCAAUUCAUUCCAAAGCAAGAAACAUUUAUUAAGUGCCUUCUAUAUUAAAGGCACUAUGGUAAGUGCAAGGAUGAACACAAAGGAAAAAACAAAUUGUCCCUGCCUUUGUGGAGUUUACGUUUCCCUGAAACACAUGGGAAGUGACCAAUAUCUGUUGUAGGAGAGGAUUCUAUACCUAUGUAGACCCAUGCUCACCAUACUGAGGUUUAGGAAUAGAUGACUAGUAAGGUCUUUUCCAACUGGGUGAUUCUAUAAGAUUUGGAAUAUGGUUGCAAAGGACAUCACGUUCCUAGGAUAGAGAGGAUCAGAUUGGAGCGAGUUGUCAUGACCUCAGAUCAGUUUUUAAAGAGCAUGUAUUUACUGGAAUGGAAAAUCUCCUGGUGAAGUUUCAAGUGAGAUUAAAGCUGAUUCAUGGUCAGAAUGUGUUAAAAUGUAAACCAAAUUUAUGCUUACACCUGACUCCCGCAGAGAUUAAUUCCAGGAGAUAAAGUUGAAUAGAUCUGAUUGAACCAUAGAACAGCCCUCCUUUUCCCCUCUAAAGUUUAAGCACAGAUUUUCUUCUUUUCCUUUUUUUGCCCCCUUGAGUAUCCUCAGUCUGCAGCACUCUCUUUCCUAGAUACCCAGAAGCUACGUGUAAACCAGAACUGAAGCUAGGGCUUGGAUUAAAGUUUGAGAAUACUUGCCUUAAUGUAAAAUAGUAUUGUUUGCAUUUGUACAGCUGAAACGUCUGUUAUUUUUGAUGGUUCAUUCUUGAUAUUGGCUUGAAUAUUUCUAUAUAAAAUAAAUACACAUGCAAACAUAGGCAGUAUAUACCCAUAUCACUCAGUAAUUUUCUUUUUUAUAAACUAUAGUUGCUUAUUCAACAAUGAAAUCUAUUCUUUUUUCUAAAUAUAUUACACUUAUCAAACACAUUCAGAAACUAGAAGGUUAGAUUGGUUCUUACUUGGAUUUGAAGAUGCCUGCCUCCACAAACUGACUUAGGCAAACUCUUGAUCAUGGCUGAGGUGUAGGAUUUCUAGACUUCAGAAAAAAAAAAUUCUGAUUUCUUGAGUUCCUCAGGUGUCCAAAAAAAAAAACCUUCCAAAAGCUCUAAUUUUGAAUAAAAAAAAAAAUCUUAAAUUCCAAAUGGCCCUACAGAUAAGUGCCUCUUCAAUAGUGAAGUGAUGUUCAAUGAAUUUCUUUCAUUUUGAUCAAAAUGAAAAGACUUUAAACAAUUUAUUUGAAUGAUUAAUUGCCUUUUUGAUCCAUAUCCAACAAGAAUGCCUUAGUUGGAUGAAAAUCUGCAAGUUUUGUAAUUUGACUUAUUCAUAAGCGCAAGAGCUUUCAGUGCUGACUUUUUAAAAUUCUUGUCAGAAUUUACACCUUUAUUUCUGAGAGACCCUGGAAAAAAAUGAUAGUUUACUGUUUUAUCAUCAAUAAUUUAAAAAGCAUUUAUUAAGUACUUACUAUGGUCCAAGGCACUGUGCCCUUUUAUAUAAAGCUUUUAAAAAAGGCUUAAGACUGCACCAUUAUGAACAUACUGUAUAGACUAUACUGUAUAGAUGGACCACAUUCUCCUGGCAUUCCAAGCAUCCCAAGAAGUUCCUUAAGCCAAGAUUUCACACUGAGCUAUGAACUACCUGAGAAUUCCUAAUCUGUACGAGUCAUGGUCAUUUUUUUAUGCAACAUUAAAACAACCGGUAAGUUCACUAAAAAAUUCCAUCAGAUCUGAGGGUUGGUGUGUAGUCCAAAUAGCUAUUAAAAUAAGGUUUUUACUUUUUAACUAAUUGUUAAAGUUUUCAUUUUCUAACCAAUUGUUUUUUAGCAUCAUGCAGGCCUGGUACAAGUCUAAUGAUAAUUGAACUCAAAUUCCACGUUCAUUACUUCUACCAUGAUUGAUUUAAGGACAUGGAUAAAAUUAAUCUGGCCUUAGCUUAGUUUGGGUAAAUUGAAAUGAUGCAUGUGUUAGUGGGUAAAUCAUCAGAGUGAUUUAUCAGACACAACCUGUAUACCUCUAAUAAGUAGUUUGUGUUCCUUUUAUUAACAUCAUGAAGUUAUAAAAUAUCAAAGCUAGAAGGAAUUACAUAAAUCACAUCUUUUACCUAUGAGGAACAGGCUUACUGAAGGAAAAUGGCUUUUCUGAGGUCUGUGUUGGUAGCAGGGCUGGAAGGAGAAUGAGAAGGCUUUGUAACUUUAUGAUCUGAUCUUUAUGUAUGUGUGUGUGUG
Molecule: messenger RNA, 5239 nt
Organism: Phascolarctos cinereus (koala)
Lineage: Eukaryota; Metazoa; Chordata; Mammalia; Diprotodontia; Phascolarctidae
Gene: VWC2
Product: von Willebrand factor C domain containing 2
Biological process (GO): negative regulation of BMP signaling pathway
Cellular component (GO): AMPA glutamate receptor complex
Molecular function (GO): protein binding
Source: RefSeq, a predicted model, not a curated record